AUGGCUAAACGCAUGUGUUUAGCGUUGGCGGGGACACCGUCAGUGCUGCUGUUCCAUUUAGCAGACGACAGCAGCAGCUCGGAGGACGACGACGACGGUCCCGCCUACGAGGCGAUGUUUCGAGAGUUGUUCGAUGCGCCGUGCGCAGUACCAAAAGUCAAGGAAUAUGUUUUGACAGUAGUGAACGCCUACUCCGACAAUGAGUUCCGCAGGAACUUUCGUCUGGCACGGGUGCCCUGCUACGACCUUAUCGACCAGUUUGAGGGCUCGAGCUUUUUUUCAUCGACAUCUCACCACGGCGGAUCGCCCACCAAGACAGCAGAAGAGCACAUCCUUUCAUUCUGUCACAAUCUUUGUCGAACGUUACAGCUCAAUGUGGCACCACUACAUCUUUUUAGGUACGUGGCCAACAAGUCCUCGAUGCGGGAGUGUGCUUUGCUCUUCAACAUGGCAGACUCAAUGUUGGCCGUGAUAGACAGGGUGCUGAAUUUUCUCUGCAGCAUUGCUCUAGCCAUAAUAUGCUUUGCUGCUGACAAAGGUGCCCUGGCCAACGGCUUAAAAAAACGUGCAGGCUUCCCGAACGUGAUUGGAUGCAUCGACGGCACCUACAUACCCACACGAUGUCCAAAUAGCAAGACAAGAUCAACCUACAUAAACAGGCAUGAUCAAGUCUCCAUCACGAUGCAAGGGAUACGCGACGCGAAGGGGAGGUUUCAGGAUGUAUUUACAGGACCACCCAGCAAAGUGCAUGAUGCUCGUGUCCUCAGGCUGUCAGUCGUGCAGCAGGAUUUGCCCACCAUUUGUGCAGUUAACAAAUACCACCUGUUAGGAGAUGCAGCUUACCCCAUCAGAGAGCACUUGCUGACACCCUUCAAAAAUUACGGAACCAUGACGAAAGCUAAAGUCGAAUACAACCAAAGACAUGCUUCAACAAGGGUUGUGAUCGAAAAUACUUUUGGUAUGAUGAAGCAGAGGUUUCGGCAGCUGCGGUAUGUGGAAUUCACGACAGUCGACAAGAUUACCCAGCUCAUCAUAUGGUGCUGUGUCUCACACAACAUUUGCAUGGAUGCUGGUGACAUGAGUGUUGAAGACAUCCUGACUGAUGAAAAGAGGAGAGAACGAAGGGAAGACAUUGCCCUUCAUGCCAGGAAAAGUCGAGCGGAGCUGGAGGCAGUUCGGCAGCCACGGACUGCACGUGACAACGUACUUCGCCAGCUCGGCGAAGCAAAGAGGAACACCAUAGCACAGCUGUUUUGAGGUGUUGCACAGUUUCAAAAAGCUGCCCGACAGCCAUGCAAAUGGACAUCAACGCAGGACAGUGUUUCUGGGUUUACCAUGAUUUAUUGCACAUUUCCAUAAUUUAUCGUAAUAAACAGUUAUGAUGCACCUUAUUUAGGCAACCUAUUGCUUGUUAGCGAGGUCUCUCAGGGUCUGCAUCUGCGCCUUGUGCGCCUGCAGCAGCUCUUGGUGCCGCUCCUCUUUUCGUUUCUCGCGUUCUUCUUUUUUACGUUCUUUCGCAUCA
This is a messenger RNA of Ixodes scapularis (black-legged tick), 1522 nucleotides long. Its product is annotated as putative nuclease HARBI1. The transcript is spliced from 4 exons. Lineage: Eukaryota; Metazoa; Arthropoda; Arachnida; Ixodida; Ixodidae. Bases 1 to 1257 code for a protein of 418 amino acids. The record is from RefSeq and is a predicted model, not a curated record.